This is a messenger RNA of Sabethes cyaneus, 2548 nucleotides long. It is a transcript of the gene net, whose product is annotated as transcription factor ATOH1. The coding region runs from base 585 to 1667 and encodes 360 amino acids. The transcript has 2 exons. Gene Ontology annotation, molecular function: protein dimerization activity; DNA-binding transcription factor activity. Lineage: Eukaryota; Metazoa; Arthropoda; Insecta; Diptera; Culicidae. The record is from RefSeq and is a predicted model, not a curated record.
GUGAUGUGACGUUCUUAAGUUGGUUAAGAAGCAAAACCGAUAGGCAGAUAUUUUCAGUUGAGGAUCUGAAAACAAAUUGAGUAUUAGAACCAGAACCGGGUUAGGAUUUUAUUUUGUUUUUCUGAAAAGAACAAUCAAGCAGCGCGCGUUCGAUUGCGAUGGUGGAGGAAGCCCCAAAAGUGCUGUUGUGCGGCUAAGCGAUGAAAGCAUAGUUAUUUUCGGAAGUCUGAUAUUGCGCUGUAUGUGAUGAAGGAGCAAGUGACAGAGCUGUUUGUUUUGGAUAGAUUGUGCUGAUUCAGCGUGUGAAUAAAAACAAAUGUGCACAUGAAACGAAUAGGAGGAGCCAUCAACACGUGAAGAGAGAGCCCACCAAACAAGAGCGUUUUUCGAUAACAGUAAUCGGGGCAACAAGUUACUAAGUUGUUAAGUGCAGUUGGAGGAUGCUUAGUGAAGAUUGUUGUUUUGGCUAGAGGAAAAAGAACUGUUCAAAAUUAUAAGUGCCGAAGCACGGAUAAAAGAAAGUGUAGUUUGAAAUUGACAUCUCAGGGUCGAACAAAGUGUUGCUUUCAACGACUGUUAUUGAUAUGAAUGCCAUUGCCAAGAUGUACCCGAAGUUAAGCGCUGUGGAGUUAUCUGCAAUUCUGAUGAAAGGUGCCGCAAUGUCCGCUGCCUCGCUGGAGCGCGAUUCCGGUUUCAAUUCAGGAAGUUCCGAACACGAAGAUGAUCUGAAAAGUCUCGAUCAAAGCUCAAGGGACGGUUUGGUAACGCCGGAAAACAGUUCAAUUGACUCUGUAGAAGUCAAACUUCCACAGGCUGCAACCACUAAAAAUAAACGGAAAAGUUCCGAACCGUUGCGAGUUAUUUCGGACUCAGAACUUCUGGGGCCGAUCAAAAAGCGAAUUCGCUAUGGUGAGCAGCAGCUGAGAGAUGCAGACAAGGAAAGUCUUGACCAUCACGUUGGCAGCAACCCGUUUCGACCAUGGGCUCCAAACGAGGAAAUGCCUGGAGGUCAUCCCCUGCCAGCACACUUUCCCAACCCGGCCGAUCUGCUGGUCAGACAUCCGGGUGUUACUACGCUUCAUCGUGCUAUCAGCAUCAAACCCCUGGAUCAACUUCAGCAACCGAAACCUUCCUUUUAUUCACCGUCCUCCAAGUCACCUUCCACAGCACCCUACCAGCAGCAGCCACUUGCUUUGGUCGCCAAGAAAACCGACGCCUCAAAACGAUCUCCUCCAAGUCAGGACGAUCUCCGACGAAAUCUAAACCUACUACAUCAAACCGAUCGAUCCGUUUUCAUCCCACCACCGCCAGUUCGAUCGGGCGAAUGCUCGGACACAUCCCUGGGGAAACCAGCCCAUCCUCGCAACUACAAGAACAUGACUCGGGAACGACGGAUCGAAGCCAAUGCUCGCGAGCGGACCCGUGUGCAUACGAUCUCUGCAGCCUACGAAAAGCUUCGACAUGCAGUUCCCGCCUACUCCAAUUCGCAAAAACUGUCCAAGCUAUCAAUUCUGCGAAUCGCGUGUUCCUACAUCCUGACUCUCAGCCGGAUGGCCGGUGAAGACUACAGCGCAGAUGGCUCCGAGCCGUCUGUAGACGAAUGUGUUGAGAUGGUGACGAAAACUAUUCAGACGGAGGGUAAAAUCAAAAAGAAGAAAGACGAAUGAAAUUUGUCCGGCGCGGGCUGACGCGUCCUUCAUGCGUCACUAAUCGAAACGCUUAGCAAUCGUGCUACAACUGUCAAAUGGAAUUUGAACCUCUUCCGACCAAAACAAAAUGUAGUUUACUUGGAUUCGUUUUACGUAGUCGUUGAUCCCAAUUUACUGAACCAUCGGGCAGGUAUGUUGUAAGACCAAGAGUUUUUAAUUUAUUUGCUUGUCAAAAAAUCAAACAUGAGUGGAUUUCAUGGAGCUAAAUACAAUUGCGUAAGAGUUAGAAUUUAUACUAAGAAACAUGUGAGAGUACAAACUAGAUGAGCAGGAAACGUGCAGGUCUGAUUCGAUGCCAUAAGAACUUUCUACUAACCUAAACAGUACAUCGAGACAAUAAAAAUCGCCAAAAAUAAAAAUGAAAACAUUAAAACAAUGGUCAUUGUGAUUUUUCAAGUAGAUUCCAAGCACAACAUUAGGUGCCAUAUGCAUAAGCAAACAGUCAACAUCUGUAUUUAAAUAAUCUCGCAGACUGGCAGGGUUAAACUAGUUGACACAAAACACAGUUGAGCAUUUUUUUCCCUCCAUAUGCCAAUCAGUAUAGCUUUUAGCGAGUUCAGAAUUUGUAAGAACGAUUUUGCACUAAUGAAAUUGGUCACAUGCGUAGGGGAAGGGUUCUUUAAAAAGCCCUUAAAAGUGUUUUAAAGCAAACAAUUAACUGGUCGUCAAUAGUUAGUAUUUAAAUAAUUGUAAUUAUUACUAGCACGUAAGAAAUAUUUAUAAGCAAAUCAAAUUUGUGAUUGUUUUGUAAUCAAUUUUUAUUACGAAUACAGUAUCUAAAGUUUUACUGGAAAAAACGAUACAUUGUGAAAUCAUGAGUAAUAAAAACGAAAACUAUU